Messenger RNA from Vanrija pseudolonga, 2069 nucleotides. RefSeq lists its product as uncharacterized. NCBI's taxonomy places the organism in Eukaryota, Fungi, Basidiomycota, Tremellomycetes, Trichosporonales, Trichosporonaceae. The record is from RefSeq and is a predicted model, not a curated record. Bases 155 to 2011 code for a protein of 618 amino acids. Gene Ontology annotation, molecular function: oxidoreductase activity. The transcript is spliced from 2 exons.
CCACUUGCAACGUCCACCUGGCUCACAAGUAAUAAAAUUAAUCGUACCACCGACCUUGGAGCGCAUCACAUCUUGCAUCGCAUCGCAUCGCAUCGCAUCCAUCUGCAUCAACGACGACACGACUUCCCUCUAUAAUCACGCCAGCGCCGCACACAUGAGCGGUAUCUCUGGCGCCGCCCGCACAAGCCCCGGCCCCAACGCUCCGCGCGUCGCGGUCGUCGGGUCGGGCUUGGCGGGCCUCGCCGCCGCCUACCUCCUCCAGCGGGAGGGCGCACAAGUGUGGCUUAUCGAGAAGGCGCCGCGCCUCGGAUUCCAUGCAUACAGCGUCGAGCUCGACGCGCGGAGAGAUAGCUCCGCAACCGAGGUCAACAACGUGUCGCCACUGUCGCCCAGCAAGCCCCGCGCACCCACCAUGUCGCCCGCGAAGAGCAAGCGAGCGGCGGCGACCGGCAACUCGGCAGAGACCAUCGCCGUCGACGUCCCCAUGCGCUCCUUCCAGGGCGGGUACUACCCCCUCCUCAUCGCACUGUACCGGCAUCUGGGGCUCAGCCUGCAGCCCGAGUCGUACGCGUUCUCCUUCUCAUCACUCGUGCCCAGCGCAAUCCGCAGCGCGGCGAGCUCACGCGAGACGUACUUCAUUCAUGCCGGCGCGUCAGGCGUGUCGCUUCCAAACGUACCCUCCGCGGCGUGGUCCUCACCCUCGGCGUUUGCCCGAGCAGCCCUGAGGUUUGCGACCGUCGCCGUGUGCUAUUUUGUCCUCCUCGUCAUCUCCUUCUUCAACUGGCACGGCGUGCUCGGCCUCCUGCAUGGCAAGGGCUCGUACGCAACGUUCCGGGACGUGGUCGACAGCGUGGCCGGCACGCUCGAGCAGCCGGUGCGCUGGCUCCCUCGCACCAGCUUGGGAGAUUCAUUCAAGUGGUUCGCCGCUGAGAUUGUCCUUCCGCUUUUCUCGGCGGUGGGAACCAUGACAGACGCCGAUGUGUGGAGCACCCCCGCCGUCCACUUGCUCGACUAUAUCCACGCAGGGGUGUGGACAAGCCACUACACGCUCGGCGCAGGGCGCAGUGCACGCGAUGUGGCGCAGCUCCUCUCGGAGCCCGUGAGGAAGCAGGGCGCCGACCACAUCCGGCUCGGCACGGCGAUCCGUGCGAUCCGGUACAGGAAGACCAACGUCGGGCGCGUGCUGGUUCUCUCGCUCGACGGCGGCGACGACCUCGAGGUCGACCGUGUGGUCAUCGCCACCCCGGCCAGCGUUGCCCGCUCCCUCCUCGGCACCCUCGAGCCCAGCCUCAAGGUGCAGGGCGAGAAGGCCGAAGCGCGGCGCGUGGCGCGCAUGAGGAGCGCGCUCGAGGAUGUGACCUACCGCGAGACGAUUGUCAUCACGCACACGGACAGGGCGUCGGUGCUGCCACAUGCCAGCAACGUGCGUGACAUCAACCUCUUCCAGGCGGUCGUCGACGGUACCACGACAGGCAGCACCGAUUCGACGCCGCUCCUGACACCUACAUCGUCCAACUCUGCAUCCCCGCCCGCUUCGCCGUGCCCCACGCCCAGCAAGCUGCCAUCUCAGCUCGGUGCGACGCCAUUCUUCGAACCUGCCCCAGACGCAGUGUACACAAUGGCGACGCACCUCGUUCACGCACCGCAGAGUGCAGGCUACCCCCUUGUACUGCAGACGACCAACCCGGUCGUGCCGAUCGACCCAGACCAGGUUCUUGGCGUUGCGCGGCUCGAGCGUGCGCUCCCAUUGCGAAGCAAGGAGACUCUGGUCGGCUUCCAUCCACCCCGCGGGGCCGACCCGGCACCGCUUAUCUAUCUGGCUGGAUCGUAUGUGUACCCUGGCAUCCCUCUUCUGGAAGGAUGCGUCGGCAGCGCCAGACGAGUGGUCGACGAUAUCUGCGGUCUGGGCAGCUAUCCGGCGACCGGCGGUGUAGAUUGGGAGACUGGGCGCGGAGGCCUUCUUGGCCGAGUGUGGCGUUGGCGCUUAGUCGGGCGAGGUGGAUACAACUAGGGUGGUUUCUUGUUAGCUUGUUUUCUUUGGUGCACAUGCAAGUCACGGGGUAUCAGAA